AUGGCGGACGGGCAGCCGGGUCCCGCCUUGGACUGGGAGAUCGACGUGGAGAGCCUGGAGCUGGAGGAGGACAGCUGCGGGGCACCGCCGCCAACGCCGCCCGGGCCCAGCCCGCCGCCUGCCUACGAGGACGACGACGACGCGGAGGACGAGGACGACGUCGACGCGGAGGACGAGGGCGACGGGGAGGAGGCGGCCGCAUCCCCAGGGUUGCCGGAGCGGCCGGAGCGGCAGGGAGCCCUGGCGCCAAGGCCGCCCGCGGCGCCGCAGGCCUCGCAGGCGCCCGCGGGGCCCCCGGAGCGCGGCGCGAACGCGGGCGGCGGCGCGGAGCCGCGCAAGCUCAGUCGCACGCCCAAGUGCGCGCGCUGCCGCAACCACGGCGUGGUGUCCUGCCUCAAGGGCCACAAGCGCUUCUGCCGCUGGCGUGACUGCCAGUGCGCCAACUGCCUGCUGGUGGUGGAGCGGCAGCGCGUCAUGGCCGCCCAGGUGGCGCUCCGGAGACAGCAGGCCACGGAGGACAAGAAGGGGCUUUCUGGGAAACAGCAUAAUUUCGAGCGCAAAGCAGUGUACCAGAGGCAAGUCAGGGCACCCAGUUUGCUGGCCAAAAGCAUUUUAGAAGGCUACCGCCCCAUUCCGUCAGAGACUUAUGUGGGAGGGAGUUUACCUCUACCUCCCCCAGUAAGUGACCGGAUGAGGAAAAGGAGGGCCUUUGCGGAUAAAGAGUUGGAGAACAUUAUGCUGGAGAGAGAAUAUAAAGAGAGGGAGAUGUUGGAAGCUUCCCAAGCUGCUGCCUUAUUCCUGCCCAACCGCAUGGUGCACGGUUCUGAGUACAGCUCCUACAAAAGUGCCUACAGCCCCACCCCAGUGGAACCACCAAGCAAGGACUUGUGCAGUUUUUUGCCCACCUGCCUUGAUCUCACCAUGCAGUAUUCAGGCUCUGGGAAUAUGGAACUAAUUUCUUCCAAUGUCAGCGUGGCCACGACUUACAGACAGUAUCCCCUAUCCUCGAGACUUUUAGUUUGGCCCAAGUGUGGCCCUAUUAGUGACACCCUCCUCUACCAGCAGUGCCUGCUGAAUGCUACCACGUCAGUUCAGGCCCUGAAGCCUGGGACCAGCUGGGACUUGAAGGGAGUGCGACUGCAGGAUGGACUUGCAGCAGAUCAUGACAUGAUGCCACCAAAAUUGGAAGGCUCUCUGGUGCUGCCUCACACUCCUGAGGGCCACAUCUUAAGAAGUGACCUGCAGGGUCACCAGGCCCUCCCAGAGAGGUCUGCGUUCUCCCCACCCCGACGGAAUUUCUCGCCCGUUGUUGACACGGACACCAUGGCAGCUCAAGGGCACGUCUUAACCAAGAUCAGCAAAGAAAGCACCAGGCACCCUCUGCCACUUAAACAUAAUCCAUUCCACUCAUUAUUCCAACAGACUCAUAAUGACAAAUCAGGUCCCGAGUUGAAAACAUCAUCUGUCAAAGAGGCCUUUGAAGAGGCCCCUAAGAAACCCAGGGAGUGUUUAGUCAAGGAGAACCAGAAAUACACAUUUACAAUAGAUAGAUGUGCAAAAGACCUUUUCGUAGCCAAACAAGUCGGAACAAAACUCUCAGUGAAUGAGCCCCUGUCAUUUUCUGUUGAGUCUAUUCUUAAGAGGCCUUCAUCUGCCAUCACUCAUGUCUCUCAGUGA
Rangifer tarandus platyrhynchus (Svalbard reindeer) is the source of this 1677-nucleotide messenger RNA. The record is from the annotation of a GenBank genome assembly. Lineage: Eukaryota; Metazoa; Chordata; Mammalia; Artiodactyla; Cervidae.